AUGAGCGAGGAGCAGCCCUUCUACCCUCCGAUCCCAGACCCCGGCCAUCGCUUCGUCAACGAGCUGGGCAUGGGGUUCGCGUCGGGCUUGGCGGGCAGCUCCAUCCUCAGCCUGUUCAGGGGCCUCCGCCGCGUCGGCGGCCUCGCCGGCGGGGCCCGGGCCGUCAGCGCGAGCGCGCCGCGCGCGGCCGGCACGCUGGCCGCCUACUUCGCCCUGUGCUGUGCCUUGGAGACCGCCAUGGACCUCGCGCGCCCCAAGGAGGACCUCUGGAACGCGCUCGCCGCCGGCGCCGUCUCCUGGGCGGCCCUCGGUGUGCGCCGGGGCGCGGUUGGCGCGGCCCUCGUCACGGCUGGCGUGGCCGACAACUUCGUAGAUGGUCGCAUCCCGCUGCUGGAGAAGCCGCGGCAUCAACCGGCCCAGCCCCUGCAUGCGCCCACGACGCCCGCGGCCCCUGGAUUCUUGGGGAUCCCGCAGGGGUCGCCCAUCGUGGUUCAGGAGGUCUCCGUCGGUGACCAGAGGAUGUGA
Miscanthus lutarioriparius is the source of this 525-nucleotide messenger RNA. Lineage: Eukaryota; Viridiplantae; Streptophyta; Magnoliopsida; Poales; Poaceae. The record is from the annotation of a GenBank genome assembly.